Plasmodium vivax (malaria parasite P. vivax) is the source of this 504-nucleotide messenger RNA. Its product is annotated as early transcribed membrane protein (ETRAMP). NCBI's taxonomy places the organism in Eukaryota, Apicomplexa, Aconoidasida, Haemosporida, Plasmodiidae. Bases 1 to 504 code for a protein of 167 amino acids. The transcript has a single exon. The record is from RefSeq and is a predicted model, not a curated record.
AUGAAGAUUGCCAAGCUGCUCGCCCUUUUCGCCAUUCUACCCAUUGUAUGCUUGUUGGGGCAGGAGGAAGUGAAGGCCGUCUCCCCGAGUGAUAAGCUGAAGAAGGACGAUUUGGAUGUGGACGACAGAAUUAGAAGGCUUUUGCAGAAGAGAAAGCUAAUAAUGCUGUCUGUCAUUGCGGCGACGGUACUGGCUGCGGGGGGAAUACUCGGUGGAGUGGGCUAUGGCAUCGUGAAGCAUCGUAAGAAAGCGCGCAUGGAAAUGGAUGAGCCAUUUACAGAUUUGGGUGAACCUAUUCAGAUUAAGAAAGAGACGAACCCUUUUAAAAUGACCUCGGAGACAUUAAAACCCGAAGUUAUAGUCACUACCCAGAGGGCUACCGGACAAAUGUCCAGACCCAGUGUCAUAGGAGAAGAUGUUGACGGUGAUACAGGUGAGAAUUUGGGGGAUUCAUUCUUCGAUAAGUCAUUCAAACCCAAUGUUAUGGGAUCUCCCAUUAUAUAA